AUGGACGCUGGCAUCUCCUCUCUGAAAUUGAAGUAUCUAAGAAAGCUUGAAGAGUUUCCGUUCAGAUCGAAAGAGGAGGCUGUUGGAAUGGGCAUGCAAACCUAUGUGGUGGAUUAUGGAAGAAGCCUCAUUCCAUUGGAAACGCCAUUUUCGAUGAGGUCGGUGUCAAGCAGAAAGGAGACUUCCACAGCUGAUGAGGAAGUAGAAGAAGACUGCCUAUUGUCUUCGUCAUCCUCAGGUGAAGAUACUGAUUCGGAAGAGUUUGGAGGAGACCUUCAUCUAGUUAUUGAUCUUUUUGUGAAAGGAAAAGAGAUUGUUAGAGAAGGGUCGCUCAGCAUCAUUAGGGGUAAAAAGUACGGGCUUGUGGGGAGAAACGGGAUAGGCAAGACCACACUCCUGAAGGCAAUUAGAAAAAGAAGGUUUGGGAUUCCGAGAGGAAUGAAAAUCUACAUGAUAAGGCAAGAUCUUGUUGGGGAUGGAACUGUAGAGGAUUUUGUCGGGGCUGGGGGCGAAAGGAUAUUGAAUGGAUUAGGAUUCACUAAGGACAUGGUUGGGAAAAAUAUAAGUGAUUUAAGUGGGGGAUGGAAGAUGCGUGCACAUUUGGCUAGAGCAAUAAAUACGGAUCCUGAUCUGCUACUGCUUGACGAGCCUACAAACUACCUGGACAUCAGCGCCCUGAGCUGGCUAGAAAGGAAGAUAAAGGAAUUGAAGACUGUUAUUAUUGUGUCCCACGACAGGAACUUCCUUAACAAUACCACUGAAAUGACACUCCAUUUGAAUGACCUGAAGAUUGAUGUAUACAAAGGAAAUUACGAGAGCUUUGUGAAGCAAAGAAGAGAAAGGAUGGUAACAGCCAAGAGGGAAUAUGAAAGUCAACUUGCAGUUAGGGAGCAUGUUCAGUCUUUUAUCGACAGGUUCAGAUACAAUGCAAAAAGAGCCUCUCUUGUUCAGAGCAAGAUAAAGGCGCUUGCAAAGAUGCCAACCCUUCUUCCCCCAAAGCAGGAUGCGAUCAUCAAGUUCUCUUUUGCAUCGACAUCUUCCCAAGGCACAUUGGUUGAGUUUUCUGAUGUUGAGUUUUCUUAUGGCCCCAGAAACAUCCUUAAAGAGGUGAACAUAAAAAUCGAUUCGAACUCAAGAGUAGUGGUGGUAGGGGCUAAUGGGCAGGGUAAGAGUACGUUUCUCAAGCUUUUGGCAGGAAAGAUUGAGGCCGUGGAGGGGAGUGUUAUAAGAAACCCGGGGCUUAAGGUUGGAUACUUUGCCCAGCACCAUAUUGAUCAUCUGAAGGUUAAUGAGAAUGUGCUUGACUUUAUGAUGAAGACAUAUUCGCAGGAGGAAAGCAGGCGUGCUCUUGCAGCAUUUGGAUUGAGUGUUGAUAAUCAACGCAUUGGAACGCUUUCUGGAGGGCAAAAAAGCAGGCUGGGAUUUGCAAUCAUCAAUGGCCUGAAGCCAAAUCUCCUGGUUCUGGACGAGCCUACAAAUCAUCUUGACAUGGAGUCCAUAGAUGCAUUAGCAGAUGCACUUAGAAGAUUUGACGGGGCUGUUGUUUGUGUAAGCCACGAUCUAAACUUCAUUGGGUCUACUUUCAAAGAAAUAUAUGUUUGUGAAAACAACAGCAUUAGGAGGUUCUAUGGGGACAUAUUUGAGUAUAAGAAAGGACUGAACGCUUAG
Messenger RNA from Encephalitozoon hellem ATCC 50504, 1668 nucleotides. RefSeq names its product elongation factor 3. The record is from RefSeq and is a predicted model, not a curated record. The transcript has a single exon. Lineage: Eukaryota; Fungi; Microsporidia; Unikaryonidae. Gene Ontology annotation, molecular function: ATP binding; ATP hydrolysis activity. The coding region runs from base 1 to 1668 and encodes 555 amino acids.